UUAUUUUUCUACACCGUCAUUUCUUCAAGCUGCAGAUGCAGCUGAGUAUUGUAAUGUUUAAAUACUUCUGUUUUCAAUAAAGGGCUGACACCAUUGAUUCCAACCAAAAAAAAAGAAAACACAAACAAAUAAAUACUUUAAAAGAAUUAUAGAAGUUUCCUCUCCAAUUUCCCAUUUCCGUGGUAGGUAUUGACCAUGACUUUGCUAAUUUUUUAUCCAUUUGAUAUUGUACUCUUUUUGUUCUUGGUCAGAAGUUGAUAUAAACUGGUUUCAUUGAGUACUGUUUUUCUCAAUGGCUACUUCUUCCUCCUUUUACCGGUAUCAUGCUUUCUUGAGUUUCAGAGGGGCAGAUACCCGCAAGGCCUUUACUGAUCAUCUCUAUAGUGCCUUGCAGCGGGCGGGAAUCCACUCAUUUAGAGAUGAUGAUGAGAUUGUGAGAGGAACGAAUAUCGCACAAGAACUACAGAAAGCAAUACGCGAGUCACCUAUUUCCAUCAUUGUCUUCUCCAAAAGUUACGCUUGCUCACGUUGGUGCUUGAAUGAACUUGCGAGGAUAAUGGAACAAAAAAAUAGUAAGGGACACCUCGUUUUGCCGGUCUUCUAUGAUGUGGAUCCUUCGGAAGUGAGGAAGCAGAGUGGGAGUUUUGCAGAAGCAUUUGCCAAACAUGUAGUAGAGCAAAAGAUGGACAAGGUGGAGGAGUGGCAGAAAGCGCUUAACGAUGUUGCAGAUCUCGGGGGGAUGGUUUUAGGAGAUCAGUAUGAAUCGCAGUUCAUCCAAAGUAUUGUUGAGGAGAUUGGAAAAAUGCUUGAUCACACAGCAUUAAGCGUUGCUUCAGGUGGUGUUGGAAUCCCUUAUCGUGUACGACACCUAAACAUGUGGUUGAAAGAUGGAUCAAAUGAUGUUGAUGUAGCUUUGUUAUGUGGAGAAGGUGGAAUUGGAAAAACUACUGUUGCUCGAGUUGCUUAUAAUCUCAACUUUUACAGAUUUCAAGGUAGCAGCUUCCUUGAAGAUAUUCGUGCAACAUAUGAACAAUCCGAUGGUAUUCUUCAGCUGCAAAGAAAACUUGUUUUGGAUAUCCAAAGGGGUAAUGAAACAAAGACUACAUACAUCAGCACAGAAGAGGGAAGAAGCAAGAUCAAGCACAUCGUAUGUUGCAAAAGAGUUCUGAUUGUUUUUGAUGAUGUGAAACACUUGAACCAGUUGAACGCAAUUCUUGGCAAUCGGGAUUGGUGCUAUCCAGGAAGUAAAAUUAUCAUUACUACUAGAAAUAAACAUUUGUUAGAAGCUCAAGAGAUUCCUCAUACCGUAUUUGAAAUUGAACUACUUGACAAGUAUGAAGGAAUGGAGAUUUUCAAUAGCCAUGCAUUUGGAGAAGCACAUCCUAUCUAAGUUUGUUUUCCUCAAGAAAUUAAGAAGUAACAGCUCUGUUUUGAGAAGAUUUUUAGAAUCUUGAAUCUCCACUGAUGAGAAAAGAUAGCAUCACCUGUAAUCUCCCGGAGAUUAUCUCCGCAUGCUUCUCACACUCCACAAGCAACAUGAAUUUUCAGUAUUUCUGUAAUAACUAGUUGGCCCUGUCACAAUUUUAACUCUCUUGAGACUUUUAUUACUUGAAAACUAUUCUUAUCAGUAUUUUGAACUUUAUGUGAGAAAAUGUAUCCUUUGAUUUUAAACUCAA
Rosa chinensis is the source of this 1676-nucleotide messenger RNA. Its product is annotated as disease resistance protein RPV1. The coding region runs from base 293 to 1390 and encodes 365 amino acids. The transcript has 2 exons. Gene Ontology annotation, biological process: signal transduction; defense response. Gene Ontology annotation, molecular function: ADP binding. NCBI's taxonomy places the organism in Eukaryota, Viridiplantae, Streptophyta, Magnoliopsida, Rosales, Rosaceae. The record is from RefSeq and is a predicted model, not a curated record.